This is a messenger RNA of Caenorhabditis auriculariae, 921 nucleotides long. Lineage: Eukaryota; Metazoa; Nematoda; Chromadorea; Rhabditida; Rhabditidae. The record is from the annotation of a GenBank genome assembly.
AUGAACUCUGCUUCUUCUGCUCAAAGCCCUGUCCGAACUGCUCCUCAGAGCUUCGACAGUCUGGCAAACGCGCCCCUUCGGAUCGAGAUCCGUCGCCCACUGGGUUAGUUUAUUUUUCACUUUGAUUUUCAUACUAAAUAUUCAUUUUCGAUUCAUUUCUAAAAAUGUCGUACUUGCAGACAUCACCACCAGAACCCGCAGAAGUCUCGACUUCAACGCUCUGAGCCCAGUUCGACAUACUCCAGCUCCUCAAGUGUUCGACAGCCUGACAAAUGCGCCACUACGCGAAAACAUCCGACGUUCUUUGGGUUAGUUUUUGUACUUUUAGCAUUUUCUAACCUUUCUUUCAUUUUGCAGACACCACAACCAGAACUCGCAGAAGCCUCGACUUUUCGCUCGACCUCGCUCUACCGAAGUCUGUCAAGCCUGUUCCGGAAGCUCCAGCUGGCAUCCUGAAGACUCCAACUCGCAGCAAGACCUCUUCGAAGGCCGCCAAACGUGUGACUUGGGCUCCGAUUCGUAAGACACGCGAAAACCGGAAGACUCGCCGUUCCUCAGGUACAUUUUCUGUCGAUUUCAACUAAUGGAAUAUGUGUCUCAGAAUCAGCCUUCCGCGCUCCUGAAGCUUCUUCUGGGAUUCUGAAGACUCCGCCUCGCAGCAAGAUGUCUCCGAAAGCCUCGAAACGUGUGACUUGGGCUCCGAUCCGCAAGACUCGGGAAAAUCGAAAGAGUCGCCGUUCUUCAGGUAAAUUUUCAACCUCAUCUGACUUCAACUAAUGGGAUUCUCCUUUCAGAAUCUGUCCAGCUUCCGGCUCUUUCUCUCGCGAACUGGAACCCGAAUGCCAUGAAGUCGUUGGUCGUGAAGCUCCUCGAGACACCUUCUCGUCCAGUUCCCCGAAACUGAUCAUCUCCAACCCGUAA